UAAACGUGUAUAAAAAUAUAUCAAUUAAUCAAAUGGUCAAUUCAGCAUUAAUUAGUAGAAAAAGUGAUAUGAAUUUAUAUUUGCAGUCAUUUUGUCGAUUUGGCCGCAAGUUUGAAGUUAUACUAAUUGUAUAGACAUGAGACUGAAGGAGCGGAUCCUUGUUUUACUAAUAUGUAUCACUUGUUGCCUCCUUUGUGUCUUCUUCGUGAUCACUACUCGACUACAAGACCCCGACAGCUACAGUCGUUUUAUCGGAGGUGUAAAUCUGAAUAAAUUGUCUGAAAGGGCAGCCCUUCCUCUAUUAAAUCAAAUCCAGAAACGAUUUUUAUAUAAACAUAUGUCUCAAGAGUUGGAACCAAACCAGAAACCACUUGAAGGACAACUCAAUACUAAUCCAUUGAACACAACGCAAGUCUCUGCCAAAUACAAAUAUUCGGAAAUAGAUAGUGAAAAGUCAACAAAUAAUAUAAUUAUUAAAAAAGACUUCAAUAAUAACCGAUUGGAAAGCAAUGCCUACAACCAUAUUGACGAAGACUUUACCGAUUUAUUACAUAUCAUUGCAUUGCAAACGAGAUCUGAUGAAAACAGCAAAGAAGAGUAUCCGAUGUUAGCGGAGGUGUUGGGGAUAAUACCUGAGACAAACCUGAGUUCAUGGGAAGUGUUUCAUUUGUCUGUACUUCAGAACGAACUUUACUCUGAAAUGGACGCAAACAUCAAAUCAAUUUUGAAUGACAUGUCUUCGCUACCAAUUAUUCACAUAACCCAGAAAGACGGAGGAACUCAACUAAAAUUGAUUAUUGAUUAUAUAAACGGAGGACAGGCUUUGUUUAAACCCAUGAGGUUUCCCAGAGAUCGAGAGACAGAUCCAAAUCACUUUUAUUUUACUGAUUACGAGCGACACAAUAGUGAGAUCGCAUCCUUUCAUUUGGAUCGAAUUCUUGGAUUCAGACGGUCUCCACCAGUAAUUGGAAGAGUUCUUAAUAUGAGUUCAGAGAUCUAUGAUUUGGCUGAUGAAGAACUACUCAAAACAUUCUUUAUAUCUCCUGCCAACAAUCUCUGCUUUCAUGGAAAAUGUAGUUAUUAUUGCGAUACCGCACAUGCAUUAUGUGGUAAUCCCGACCUAUUAGAGGGCAGUUUUGCCGCAUUUUUGCCAUCAAAAGAAUUGGCUCCAAGAAAAAUAUGGAGACAUCCGUAUAGACGAUCGUAUCAUAAGAGAAGAAAAGCUAUUUGGGAAACAGAUCCGACAUAUUGUGAUAAAGUGGUGAAAAAGACUGCGCCUUACGACUCAGGAAGAAGACUGUUAGACAUUAUAGAUAUGGCAAUACUUGACUUCUUUAUCGGAAAUAUGGAUCGACAUCAUUAUGAAACGUUCAAACACUUCGGCAAUAAUACAUUUCCGUUGCAUUUGGAUCACGGAAGGGGUUUCGGUCAGCCCUAUCACGACGAACUGUCCAUUUUAGCCCCAUUAACACAAUGCUGUGUCAUUAGACAAUUAACUUUGAAAAGAGUGUUGAGUUUUACACAAACAAAUCAAAGCUUAAGCAGAUUGAUGAGAGAUUCACUAUCGGCAGAUCCCGUGAAUCCCGUGUUAAGUGAGCCUAAUUUGGUUGCCUUAGACCGUAGGGUGAAAAUCAUAUUACAGUCGAUUCGUGAUUGCAUUUCUCAAAGACCAUCGGAAGAAGUCAUUGUUUUCGAUGAGUUUUAA
Messenger RNA from Oppia nitens, 1705 nucleotides. Its product is annotated as extracellular serine/threonine protein CG31145-like. Gene Ontology annotation, biological process: protein phosphorylation. The transcript is spliced from 10 exons. Gene Ontology annotation, cellular component: Golgi apparatus. NCBI's taxonomy places the organism in Eukaryota, Metazoa, Arthropoda, Arachnida, Sarcoptiformes, Oppiidae. Bases 137 to 1705 code for a protein of 522 amino acids. The record is from RefSeq and is a predicted model, not a curated record. Gene Ontology annotation, molecular function: protein serine/threonine kinase activity.